ACACACACACCACUCCCUCCCUAUACUCUGUGUGGGGAUCAAGCCUCACUCCUCCACAGCCUUUAUGUCUGACAGCGCAGAGGGGAGAAGAAGAGAAAGAAGGAAACUGACUGACUGACGCCUUUUCUGACUUUUUGACGCACCGGGGAACUUUUUGUCCAUGUCACCAGCAAACCUGAGGCCAGGACACCCAUCAGCCUGCAGCACAGCUCUCUGCCUUUUCCACGGAUUAAUUUAACCAGACCGGGAUUCGAUAGCCUGGUUAUGGAUUUUAACCUGCUGACGGACAGUGAACCCCGCAGCCCGGCGCUGUCGCUUUCCGACUCCGGGACCCCGCAGCACGACCAGGGAUGUAAAGGCCAGGAUAACAGCGACACAGAAAAAUCCCACCAGAACCAGCUGGAAGAGUCCAGCGCUGAGGACGGCUCUCUGAAGAAGAAACAGCGGCGGCAGAGGACUCACUUCACCAGCCAGCAGCUCCAGGAGCUGGAAGCCACCUUCCAGAGAAACCGCUACCCCGACAUGAGCACCAGAGAGGAGAUUGCAGUGUGGACCAACCUCACUGAGGCACGAGUCAGGGUGUGGUUCAAGAACCGGCGUGCCAAGUGGAGAAAGCGGGAGAGGAACCAGCAGGCAGAGUUAUGCAAAAAUGGCUUUGGUGCCCAGUUCAAUGGACUCAUGCAGCCCUACGAUGACAUGUACACGGGUUACUCCUACAACAACUGGGCCACCAAGAGCCUAGCAAGCAGCCCACUCUCCGCCAAAAGCUUCCCAUUCUUUAACUCAAUGAAUGUAAGCCCCCUGUCAUCCCAGCCUAUGUUCUCCCCCCCAAGUUCUAUCCCCUCUAUGAACAUGGCCUCUAGCAUGGUGCCCUCAGCAGUGGCUGGGGUUCCCACUACAGGGCUCAACAACCUGGGCAACCUCAACAACCUCAACAGCCCCACAGCGCUCAACUCGGUAGCGGUAACUGCAGCUACAUGCCCCUACGCCACCACAGCCAGUCCCUACAUGUACAGAGACACCUGCAACUCCAGCCUGGCCAGCCUGCGGCUCAAGGCCAAGCAGCACGCCAACUUUGCUUAUCCAGCAGUGCAGAACCCCGUGUCCAACCUGAGCCCCUGCCAGUAUGCUGUAGAUCGGCCCGUAUGAAGAAGAAGUUUGACAAUAACGCCUAACCAACCGACCAGUAAGUCCACAAUUCCCCCACUUGACAUCUCUUCAGUUCGAUCUCUGAGCUGCCUAAUGUGCUGCAGACUGGCAGAUCGUGUGUUGAUGGUUCUCGAUAACAAUAAUCUUCAAAACUGACAAACAAUUAGACGUGUCUUGAUGGACCACCGCACUUGAAAGGAAUUCUCUCCUGUUUCUGAGACUUUGUCGCUGAGCUGACCAACUGCUUCAAAGGAUUUCUAAGAAUUAUCCAUUAUCAUUUUUUUCCAUCUUUUGAACUGCAUGAUUAGAGUAAACGUAGAAACAAAGGCUAAAUAAAACAUGGAUGCUUCAACUGGACUGGUGGUCAAUAUCUUGGCCCAGAAACAUCAAAUGCGACCUUUGCUAUUGCAGGAAAAGGGACCUGUGGUUGCAGUGUGGGAGAAAUGGAGGAUGUAUAUAAUGGACUUUUUUCUGUUUUGUAUGUGACAAAAAAAUAUAUGAAAGCGUACUUUAAAGAUGAGAAAAGCAUGUUUUUCAAAAGCAAAAGCCCUAGGUUGAUGUACUGUAAGCACAUCCUUUAGAAACUUUAAACUUUGUUGUGAAUUCUUCUCCCCUUGGAAGGUCAUAGGUCGAAGGUCAGUUUGGGCGGAUUAGAGGAGGGCAGUCCUGUAAAGAGAACACAAUACAAAUACAACAAUUUUCUCACACCUAUACAAGAAUAUCAGCAAGAUUUUUCAAGUAAAACUCUAAAAAGCCAUUGAAUAUAUAGAUUUGUGUGCUGUUAUACAAAGGGAGUCCAUGACUGUAAAAUGUAUGUAAGAGUGCAGUUGUCAUAACAAAAAACAAGCUUUUUUUUCCUGGUGUAGUCUGCUCUCAUUAAAGAACCAAUUAAAGGAGCCCUUUUUAUGAACUACAAAUGGACUUUGACAUUGAGCGGAACAGUACAUGUCCUUCCACAUCUCUAAUCUAUAGCCUAUGGCGUUAGUUGUGCGAUGCAGGCCAAAACACUAUGUUCUCACAACAAUGAGAACAGCGCCAUGGAAACCCUGACUCCCUUCCAUGGCAACACUUACGCAACAAUGAAAAAGAGUAGUAGGCUAGACAGAGAGGUGGGGAGAUAUGGAUGUUCCUGAUGGCUGCUCACUGAUAUGUUUGACCUACACUCCGAGCGGUAACCGCAGGCUAUCCAGUAGCACAGCAGGAAUUCACAGAGGCUGAGGCAGUGCCAGGAUUACAUAAGGACCUCAAGGAGUGAGGUAUCCCAGCGGAGCCACAAAUGAGGGGUUAGCAGCCCAUCAAUCCCCAUCAGCCCCUGCAACUGUUCAUUGCUCUUACAUACUCUGUUGUUGUUUUUUUCUUUCUGCUGAUUUCUAGGUACAUUUUACAAAGUUCAUUUUUAAGUCAUAUUCAGCAGCUUCUCUAAGAUAUCUCAACAUUUGGACCACUGAAAUUCUGUCGCUAAUACUAUUAAGUCCUACAGAUAUAAUAGUAUGCUCAUAUUAAAAAAAAAAAAAAAAAACAAGACAUGCCAUGGUUUGAAAGAAAUUAUGUAAAGAGAGCAGAAAAUAAGACAAUGAGACAAAAAAGUUUAAAAGUUUAAAAAAUACAAUUUGUUUUGAGAUAUAAAAUAGAAAACUGAAAAGAAACAAGCUUUAUUUUUUAACCUGGUAAUUAACCAAUAAGAGUCUUAUAAGAAAAGGUCAAAUCACUGGCUCCAAAUGAAAUCAUGAAGAGAAUACAUUGAACUGUUGUUAAAAUAAGACUACACCACAGUAAUUGCUACAAUAUCUACAUGGAACAUAACACAAUAAUCUGAACCCAAGGUGAACACACAGAACAUUUCAUAGUUUCUAGUGAACAGAGACUGUUAGAGGCUCUUUAGUUCAGAUUUAAGUUUGUAUGAUGAAAAGGGACAGUCCGAAUUUAAUCAUCUAAAUCAAAGAGGAUGUAUCAUUUUUCAUUAAGAAAUGUGGAAAUUAAAAAGACAUUUCAACAUUUCAAAGGAAAAAAAUAACUACCCAAUCACGUUGUCUCUAUUGUUUUUAGAAUUAUAAUUUAAUAAUUACUGACUAAGAAAUGAUUAAUAAAUUAGACACCUGUAAAAUAAAGAGUUACUGUUUUAUUCCCCAGAAUAAAAGUCUAAAUGCUGUGUCAACAGCUCUCCACGUUGCUUCUGGUUGAGAAAUACUGAAUACUACAGAAUCUUCAAUCAGCCAAAAUAUGAACCAUUCCAAAAUUAUUCUGAAACUUACACAUGUUCUAGAAAAAAUGACUGCUGCCCAGCUACGGCUCUGCUGGCAUACAUUGAAUGUAACAAAUCGACUGGUAAUAACACACUAUAUUAAAACUACUCACAGACACCCAACAGAAAUUUCAAAUAAAC
Messenger RNA from Larimichthys crocea (large yellow croaker), 3532 nucleotides. RefSeq names its product paired-like homeodomain 3 (gene pitx3). Gene Ontology annotation, cellular component: nucleus. The coding region runs from base 265 to 1149 and encodes 294 amino acids. The record is from RefSeq and is a predicted model, not a curated record. Gene Ontology annotation, molecular function: DNA-binding transcription factor activity, RNA polymerase II-specific; RNA polymerase II cis-regulatory region sequence-specific DNA binding. NCBI's taxonomy places the organism in Eukaryota, Metazoa, Chordata, Actinopteri, Sciaenidae. The transcript is spliced from 4 exons. Gene Ontology annotation, biological process: anatomical structure morphogenesis; regulation of transcription by RNA polymerase II.